CGACGCCCGAACCCACGGCGAGGUCAUUUCACCCGGCAAAAGUGAAUUCACAGGGAAAUCAAAGCAGCCGAUUCUGUCAUCCCGACAGAACGGGGCGGAGGAGGAGGAGACCUCGGGGUGCCGUGACCGCCCCGCUCCGCUCCGCUCCGCCCGGCAGCGCUGGAGCCGCUGCAGCGAUGUCCGCGCUCAGCCGGUUUCUUUGGGGCUAUUUUGCCUUAUUUUUUUGACAGAACUGACAGAUGAACAGAAGGAAUUCCAAGCUACUGCCCGGAAAUUUGCUCUGGAGGAGAUAAUUCCUGUGGCUGCACAGUAUGACAGAACUGGGGAGUAUCCUGUUCCACUCAUCAAAAGGGCCUGGGAGCUUGGGCUGAUGAAUUCACACAUCCCAGAGAGCUGUGGUGGGCUGGGGCUGGGCACCUUCGAGGCGUGUCUGAUCACAGAGGAGCUGGCGUACGGAUGUACCGGGGUGCAAACGGCCAUCGAGGCAAAUUCCCUGGGGGUGA
Parus major (Great Tit) is the source of this 503-nucleotide messenger RNA. RefSeq names its product medium-chain specific acyl-CoA dehydrogenase, mitochondrial-like. NCBI's taxonomy places the organism in Eukaryota, Metazoa, Chordata, Aves, Passeriformes, Paridae. Gene Ontology annotation, cellular component: mitochondrion. Gene Ontology annotation, biological process: medium-chain fatty acid catabolic process; fatty acid beta-oxidation. The transcript has 4 exons. The record is from RefSeq and is a predicted model, not a curated record. Gene Ontology annotation, molecular function: medium-chain fatty acyl-CoA dehydrogenase activity; flavin adenine dinucleotide binding. The annotation marks the transcript as partial.